This is a messenger RNA of Mus pahari (shrew mouse), 6903 nucleotides long. RefSeq names its product pleckstrin homology, MyTH4 and FERM domain containing H2 (gene Plekhh2). Gene Ontology annotation, cellular component: cytoplasm; cytoskeleton. The transcript has 30 exons. Gene Ontology annotation, molecular function: actin binding. NCBI's taxonomy places the organism in Eukaryota, Metazoa, Chordata, Mammalia, Rodentia, Muridae. Gene Ontology annotation, biological process: negative regulation of actin filament depolymerization. The record is from RefSeq and is a predicted model, not a curated record. Bases 126 to 4601 code for a protein of 1491 amino acids.
GGAGGCGGCGCUGUCCCGGCAGCUCGGAGCUCCGAGUGCGGCCGGCGCGGGCUGAGAGCCGGGGGAGCCGGCUGAGCCCGGUGGCUGGCGAGCCGGAACAUCAGGCGCCGCCGCAGAGAAGAACUAUGGAGGAGCCAUCUGAGCCAGAAGGACUGAUAGACUGGAAAGAGCGCUGCGUAGCUCUGGAGGCUCAGCUCAUGAAAUUUCGAGUUCAAGCAAGCAAGAUCCGCGAGCUUUUAGCAGACAAAAUGCAACAGCUGGAGAGACAAGUUAUCGAUGCAGAACGGCAAGCAGAAAAGGCUUUUCAAGAGGUACAAGUUAUGGAAGAGAAACUAAAAGCAGCCAAUAUUCAGACCAGUGAAUCAGAGACACGGCUCUAUAAGAAGUGUCAAGACCUGGAGUCUGUGAUGCAGGAGAAGGACGACAUCAUUCAGAACUUGGCGCUGCGGCUUGAAGAGCAGAAACAAGUGAGGAUACAAGAAGCUAAAAUAAUAGAAGAAAAAGCAGCUAAGAUCAAAGAAUGGGUAACAGUUAAGUUAAAUGAGCUAGAAGUAGAGAAUCAGAAUCUUCGUUUCAUCAACCAAAACCAGACUGAAGAGAUAAAAGCAAUACAGUCAAAGUUGCAAGAGCUCCAAGAGAAGAAGAUAUCCUGUGUCUCCACACCAAAGACCUCAGAAGGACAACGCAACCUGACAUUUGGAUGCUUCUUGUCCCGAGCAGAGAGUCCUCCUUGUGUAGUAAGAUCCGAGGAAGUGAGCAAGAUGGCCUCAAGUGAACCUGAGAUCACCGAAGGAAGAUGUGUAGAAGAGAUGGAAAUUGCAGAGAAGCCUGCGGACAACCAAGUCCAAGAGAACAGCAGAAGCCAGAGAAAGUUGCACGAGACCUCUUGCAGCUCAGAACAGAACCGGAAAACAAGAGCAAGCUUUGCAACGGAUGGUGGUACGUCCCAGAAUUCCGGGGUUCCAGUGAGUGACUGGAGUUCAGACGAGGACGAUGGAAGCAAGGGCAGAUCUAAGUCCAGAUGCACGUCCACCCUUUCCAGCCACACGUCUGAGGAGGGUGGCCAGUGCGGCAGGCUGGGCAGCGAAGCCUACCUCACAGCAUCUGAUGACAGUAGUUCUAUAUUCGAAGAAGAGACUUUUGAUGGGAAUAGACCCGAGCAAAAGAAGCUGUGUUCUUGGCAGCAGAAGGCACCAUGGAAAGCUCAGGGUAACCUUACAAAGGGGAGGUCUCAGUCAGGAGUAAAGGAGCAAGAUAGUUCCUCAGAUGAACUGAAUAAGAAAUUUCAGUUGCAGAGACUGGAUUAUACAUCCUCAUCCAGCGAAGCCAACACCCCAAGCCCUAUUUUAACCCCAGCUUUAACUCCCAGAUACCCUAACUCACUCUCUGGAAAAGGAGGAGCCCCGUUAGUGCCUCCUCCAUUCCAGCCACCCCCAAAGCUCAGGGUCCCCAACGUUUUCAGUAUAAGUGUGGCACUCACCAAGAGACACCUGAGCCAGCCACAGCUAUGCUCCGACCGGAUGUUUGGCACGAACCGGAACGCCAUAAGCAUGAUCCGGCCGCUGAGGCCCCAGGAAACGGACCUUGACGUGGUUGAUGGGGACGGGCCCAAGGCUGUGAACAGCAUGGACACCGGUUGUGAAGACGGCUUAUUUUCCUAUGACUCCCAGGAUUCUUCUCCGUGUGCAGAUGACCAGGAAAACAGCGAGGCCCCCAAGAAGGCCCCGUGCAGCAAACCCCCCACUCCUCCUCUGCACCGCUUCCCCUCUUGGGAGAGCAGGAUAUAUGCUGUAGCCAAAUCAGGCAUCCGAGUGUCUGAGGCCUUCAAUAUGGAGAAUGCUAAUAAAAAUUCUGCAGACAUACUUUCCUACUCUGCAGCAGGCCUUUACACGUCUCUCAUAUACAAGAAUAUGACGACCCCAGUCUAUACAACGUUGAAGGGGAAGGCGACACAAAUAAGUAGCAGCCCUUUCCUGGAUGACUCCUCGGGCUCAGACGAAGAGGACGGUUCUAGAUCCAGCUCCCGGCUGUCGGAGUCAGAUGCGCGCAGUCGCAGUGGGCCAAGCAGUCCCAAAGCCAUGAAGCGAGGCGUGUCUGACUCCUCGGCGGCUUCCGAAAGUGAUUACGCCAUUCCUCCAGAUGCCUAUCCCAUAGACACAGAGUGUUUGCAGCCCGAGCAGAAACUUCUAAAAACCUGCCUGGCCUCCUGUGACAAUGGGAAAAAUGAACUAUUAGAAAAAUCUGGGUACCUACUAAAAAUGAGCGCGAGAGUCAAGACUUGGAAGCGGAGGUGGUUUGUUCUGAAAGGCGGCGAAUUACUUUACUACAAGUCUCCAAGCGAUGUGAUUCGGAAACCCCAGGGCCACAUUGAACUUAGUGCAUCCUGCAGUAUUUUACGGGGAGAUAACAAGCAAACGGUUCAGCUGGCGACAGAGAAGCACACGUACUAUCUGACGGCAGAUUCCCCCAAUAUACUGGAAGAAUGGAUCAAAGUGUUACAGAAUGUUCUGCGAGUACAAGCUGCUAACCCUCUUUGCCUGCAGCCCGAGGGCAAACCCACAGUAAAGGGCUUGCUCACCAAGGUGAAGCAUGGCUACUCUAAGAGAGUCUGGUGCAUGCUUGUUGGAAAGGUCUUGUACUAUUUCCGCAAUCAAGAGGAUAAGUUCCCUCUAGGUCAGAUCAAACUCUGGGAGGCUAAGGUGGAAGAGGUGGACAGGUCCUGUGACUCGGAUGAAGACUAUGAGACCCGGGGGUGCUACCUGCUGUCCACUCACUACACCAUCAUUGUCCACCCCAAAGACCAGGGCCCUACUUACCUGCUCAUCGGAUCUAAGCACGAAAAGGAAGCUUGGCUGUAUCACCUCACUGUUGCAGCUGGAAGCAACAAUAUAAAUGUUGGAUCCGAAUUUGAACAACUGGUUUGCAAGCUGCUAAAUAUAGAAGGGGAGCCCUCCUCCCAGAUAUGGAGACACCCCAUGCUGUGUCACAGCAAAGAAGGAAUCCUGUCCCCUCUGACCACACUGCCUUCGGAAGCUCUGCAGACCGAGGCCAUUAAGCUAUUUAAGACCUGCCAGCUCUUUAUAAACGCUGCGGUUGACUCCCCUGCCAUCGACUACCAUAUCUCUCUAGCCCAGAGCGCUUUGCAGGUCUGCCUGACACAUCCCGAGCUACAGAAUGAAAUUUGCUGCCAGCUUAUUAAGCAGACAAGACGGAGACAGCCGCAGAAUCAGCCAGGCCCGCUGCAGGGUUGGCAGCUCUUGGCACUCUGCGUUGGACUCUUCCUUCCCCACCACCCUUUCCUGUGGCUCCUCCAGCUCCAUCUACAAAGGAAUGCAGAUUCCAGGACAGAGUUUGGGAAAUAUGCCAUUUACUGCCAGCGAUGUGUAGAAAGGACACAGCAAAACGGAGACCGAGAGGCCAGACCGUCCAGGAUGGAGAUCCUCUCCACUCUUCUUCGAAACCCCUACCACCAUUCUCGGCCCUUCAGCAUACCGGUGCACUUCAUGAACGGGAUCUACCAGGUAGUCGGGUUCGAUGCGUCCACCACAGUGGAAGAAUUUUUGAACACUUUGAACCAGGACACAGGAAUGAGGAAGCCAGCGCAGUCUGGAUUCGCACUCUUCACAGAUGAUCCUUCUGGCAGAGACCUGGAGCACUGUCUUCAGGGAAACAUCAAGAUCUGUGACAUCAUUUCUAAAUGGGAACAGGCGUCCAAAGAACAGCAGCCCGGCAAGUGUGAGGGCAGCCGGACUGUCCGUCUGACUUACAAGAACAGACUGUAUUUCUCAAUGCAAGCUCGUGGAGAGACUGAUAGAGAGAAGCUGCUGUUGCUGUAUCAGACAAAUGAUCAGAUCAUAAAUGGCCUUUUCCCUCUGAAUAAGGAUCUGGCAUUGGAAAUGGCAGCGCUUUUGGCUCAGGUGGAUAUUGGAGAUUUUGAAAGACCUUUCUCAACUCCAGCGGGGCCUGUGACUAACCAGUGCAAAGCAAAUCAAACCCUCAAACAAGUCAUAGAGAAAUUUUACCCGAAAAGGUACCGAGAAGGAUGCUCUGAGGAACAGUUAAGGCAGCUCUACCAGCGACUCUCAACCAAAUGGAUGGCCCUCCGGGGACACAGUGCAGCUGACUGCAUUCGAAUUUACUUGACAGUAGCCAGGAAGUGGCCGUUCUUUGGCGCCAAGUUGUUCUUUGCAAAACCUAUAGCACCAUCAUCACUUGGCAAUAAUUCCGUGUGGCUGGCUGUCCAUGAAAACGGACUGAGCAUCCUAGAAUACACCUCCAUGAGACUAGUGGCCAGCUAUGUGUACAAGGGUCUGAUGACCUUCGGCGGCUAUCAAGAGGAUUUCAUGGUAGUCGUUAGUACACAGUCAAAAGACCGGCCAACAGAGAAGUUACUUUUUGCUAUGGCAAAACACAAGAUUCUUGAAAUUACCCUUCUGAUCGCCAGUUACAUCAACAACUUCCAUCAGCAGAAGACAACGUUUCACCACCUCUCUGCCCCAGCACUGCUCUCACCCAGGAGCCAGGCGCCCCAAGCCAGGGCCAUGGGCAGCCAGCCCCCUCUGUCCAACAACAGACCUACCAAAGGCCCUACCUUGCUCUGACUCCUGAGCCUGAACCUUCACUCCUUCUCCACCAUGUGGCUGCGUCCACUGCAAGCGUUUACACCCCGCCAACACGGUUCAUACACACACCAGCACUCCAGACCUUAGCAGUAAUGGGCUACUCUUGUAUCUGACUCUUAGUAUUUACAUAACAAUAAACACAAAAUGUGUCAACACACUCAUUGUGUCUUAGACAAAGCAGGUUAGAAUUUGUCUUAUUUUUCCCCCCACCUCCCUUCUUGGACAUCAGAGAUUGUACAAUAAGGCUUCCCAGUUUGCUUUUAAAUAUCCUGGCAGUCUUUUGGAAGGGAGAUUCCAAACUCUCACUUGGUAAACUAGAUGACUGUCCGGAAAAGCUCACUGCCAAAGAAUGCAAGGAUUGUAAUCAAAGGUGCCUUCAGCUAGUGACGCCAUCUUUGGGAAGGAGUGAGGUUUCGUGCAGGGCUCAGCUGUGGGAACAUGGGCAGGGGGCAAACUCUCAGAGCAAGCGCAAUGAAUUGUCUGAGGCCCGGCCUCGUUCCACGAGAUGACAGGCCACCAACCAGAGCCUCCUUGGCCGGGGGUUUGGAAGUGCGUACCCUGCCACCUCUGCGGAUCUGGAGUGUGUCAUUUAAAAUGAGGUGUGGAGUCCAGGCAGCCCUGCCUGUCAGCAUAGCCCAAGAUCAUCGGAACAGUGCCCCACAUUCACAGGUGUUCAAUGCUAGCCCAGCUUGACCUCGCUGUGUCACGGUGUCUUUGGAAACAAAGAUGGCCCUUAAAGCCUUGUCCUUCACACGGUCUUCUCUAAUUAAAAAUGGAUUCCAAAGUAAAUUCUAAUAGAGAAUACUUCAGCCAAGGUCAGUACAUUUUGAGUUGAACUUGUCUGGGGGUGUCCUGGCUAUCGCACUGCGUGGCAGAAUGCUUGGUAAAAACAGCCUGUUUGAGACGUGGUUGCUUCAGCUAUUUCAGAGAAGUCUGUCCCUGGUGGCUUGGCCCUGUGCAGUUGGUGGCAGGAACAUGUGGCAAAGGACUCAUGGUAGAGAGGAAGCAGAGAACAAGGAGGAGACCCGAGACAGGAGCAACUUCAAAUGCAUGUCAUCAGUGACGUACUUCCUCUAAGUUCCAACUCUCAAAAUGCCUACCACCUUCCAAACUAGCACAGCAUCUGCGGGCCAAGCGUGGGACACAUGAGCCUCUGGGAACAUCUCAUGGUUAAAUCCUAACGGCUACGUCAGUGGCCAAAACAUUCACUGUGUCAAGGUGAUGUAAUUAGUACCCCCGAUAACCUGAAACUGUGAUAAGAUAUGAAAAUUCUAUUAUAAUUCUGUUUAACCGCAAGUCUACCUAAUUUUAUUUAUGUGUAGAAUACUUGUAUUUAUUUUUAGACAUAUAUUUAUCACUGUGUGCUAUAUGCUUUAAACCGAUUUGAGAAAGUGCUAGGUGCCCAAUUUGUUGACAGAGUCCCUGUGUCGUCGUCGUCUGUGCUGUGGCAGUGUCCCGUUCUCACACUAAGCCUUUUAAACACACUCUGCCCUUAGGCGCAAAGUCAGGAAGCACGUUGCUCCAGCCAUACUGUACUGCCUUGGUAAUGACAAAGGUAUUUUUUCAAGUCCCCUAGAAAAGGCCUUCAAGUGGCUGCUCACCCUUCCACCUUUUAAACCACAACCACUCACUGAAUGAACAGAUUCGUUUUUAAGAAUAAAUGAUUAACAAUUUGGGGUGACUUUCAGAGUGGGACAAAGUAGUUUUUUUGUGUGCCCAUAAAACCAUUUACUAAUCAUAAGUAGGUGAGGCAGAGGCUGGGGCAAAGCUCUAACGUACAGGUAAGAACUUUACCCUCACCAACUGGUAAGCAGUCCCAUCGGCCUUAUGUUGAGAUUUAAAAAUAGUGAAUGCUCAGGCCGGGCGUGGUGGCACACACCUUUAAUCCCAGCACUUGGGAGGCGGAGGCAGGCAGAUUUCUGAGUUCGAGGCUGGUCUGGUCUACGGAGUGAGUUCCAGGACAGCCAGGUCUAUACAGAGAAACCCUGUCUCCAAAACAAAACAAAAGUAGUGAUUGCUCACCUUCAACUACAGUACCUUAGGCUUGUCCUUGUUUUUAAUAGAACAGAAAUAAAAUAUUUUGAUGGAAAGAAGUCAGUUUUGUACAAUCAGUGAUUUGAAAAUUUGAUCUCCUGGGAAAUUCCUUAUAUAGCCAUUUUUUUAAUGCAAGUGUAUUAUUAUGACUGAUUACAAGAGAAUAAUGUUUUGUGUCUAAUUGUAAUAUUUCUCCCUACCCUUUUCUUCCCUCUCAGUUACAAUAAAUGAUUUACGAGUUCCAUUU